CUGAGUGGGAGGCGGGAUUAGACAGCGCCGAGAGCCCCGCAGGGUCCGGCUCGAGGGACCACCUCUGGGGGCUGAGGGAGGACGGAGGAGGGGCGCAGGCGAUGGUCCCCGCACUGCGCUAUAUCCGCGGUGCCUGCGGCCCGGCCCUCGGAGGUUUCCCCGGGGGGUUCUCCUCCGCAGGCCGGCCGGCGCCGGGGAGGUCCUGGCCGCUGUGCCAAGGUGGCCGCCCAGCUAGCACCCGCUCAUUUGAUGUAGUCGUUAUUGGUGGCGGAAUUGUGGGCCUUGCCUCUGCCAGAGCACUCAUCCUGCGACAUCCAGCACUUUCCAUUGGUGUUCUGGAAAAGGAGAAAGAUUUGGCUAUUCACCAGACUGGACAUAACAGUGGUGUCAUACAUAGUGGAAUUUAUUAUAAACCUGAAUCUCUAAAAGCUAAAUUAUGUGUACAAGGUGCAGCCCUCAUCUAUGAGUAUUGUAAGCAAAAAGGAAUUUCCUACAAGCAAUGUGGUAAGCUUAUAGUAGCUGUUGAACAAGAAGAAAUUCCCAGACUUCAGGCCUUAUAUGAGAGAGGCCGGCAGAAUGGUGUCCAGGGCUUAAGGCUAAUCCAACAGGAGGAUAUAAAAAAGAAGGAGCCAUAUUGUAGGGGUCUAAUGGCUAUUGAUUGUCCAUACACUGGCAUUGUGGACUAUCGGCAGGUGGCUUUGUCAUUUGCCAAGGAUUUCCAAGAAGCAGGUGGCUUUGUCUUGACCAAUUUUGAAGUAAAAGAUAUUGAAUUGGCUAAAGAAAGUCCUUCAAGAAGUAAAGAUGGGAUGAAAUAUCCAAUUGUUAUAAGGAAUACAAAGGGAGAGGAAGUUCAGUGUCAGUAUGUGGUGACAUGUGCAGGACUUUACUCUGACCGUAUUUCAGAGCUGAGUGGCUGUAAUCCUGAUCCUCAAAUUGUGCCAUUCCGAGGAGAUUACCUGAUUUUGAAGCCAGAAAAAUGCUAUCUUGUAAAAGGAAAUAUUUAUCCGGUCCCAGAUAGCCGGUUUCCUUUCCUAGGGGUUCAUUUCACACCAAGGAUGGAUGGCAGUAUUUGGCUAGGGCCUAAUGCAGUUCUUGCCUUUAAACGAGAGGGCUACAGACCCUUUGACUUCAGUGCCAGAGAUAUUAUGGAUGUAAUUAUCAAGAGUGGCUUGAUUAAACUGGUGUUCCAGAAUUUUUCCUACGGAGUUAAUGAAAUGUAUAAAGCCUGUUUUCUCAGUGCAACAGUGAAGCACCUUCAAAAGUUUAUCCCUGAAAUUACUGUCAGUGAUAUACUUAGAGGUCCAGCUGGAGUAAGAGCCCAAGCCCUGGAUAGAGAUGGAAAUCUGAUAGAAGAUUUUGUAUUUGAUGGAGGAGUUGGGGAUAUUGGAAAUCGCAUUCUUCAUGUGAGAAAUGCACCUUCCCCUGCUGCUACUUCUUCUCUUGCAAUUUCUGGAAUGAUUGCAGAUGAAGUGCAACAAAGAUUUAAAUUAUAAAUAAUGUAAGGAGCUAAGUAUGCAUUUUAAUUUCCACAUUCAGCAACAAGAAUAUACUAAUUGUAUUCUUUAAGGAAAAUGAUUUGAAAAUCUUAUUGUUAGGUAUCUCAUUUAGAUAACAACUGAAUUGUUAGAAUGCUGUAACAUAGAAAAAUAAUUUUUUAAAGUCCAUGCUCCUUUGUGAAUAAAGAAGCAAGGUACAGUUGUGUCUGUACUGAAUCCUUGACUGUUAUGGACCUCUCCUCACCAGCCAUGAUCUGGAGAUUUGACUCUUAGAAUUUCUGGAAACGAUGGCACAAAAAAUUGAUUAUUCCCUUAACUUUUUGUCUUUAUAGUAUCUAAGCUUUUUUUUUUUUUUCUCUCCUAGAUCAGAAAAUACAGUAUAUUGUAGGUUGCAAACCUCCUUUUAACUUUGAAGGAUCAAAUGAAAGCUCACAUUAUUUAGAGCAACAGUAUUUGUAUUUGGGAAUUUAAAAUUCUUGAUUUAAAGAAAAUUUAUGAAAUUUCACAUUUUUAAGUAGUUUGAAUAAGAUUCUAUCUUAGCUAUAAUAUUUGUAAGAAAUAACUUUGCAAAGGAAAUGCAAACCCUUUAUUAUUCCCAGUCUUUUUAUAACUGACUUGGUGUAGGGUUCCCAUUAAAUCCAAACAGCAGUACACUAUGAAUGGUUGUUGCCUACUCUUUAGUCUUCUGUGGUUGCAAAACUAAAAGAACUUAGAACUGAUAGGUUUUUAUGUGAGCAGUUUUAGAAUUCUGCCACUGAUAUAUAGAACUCUGUAAUUUUAAAAAUUUACCUCUAUAUCUCUGUUUUUCAGUCAUACCAGGUUUCUCAAACGUUAGCCAAGAUCACUAUUUUAUUCAUGCCUACUUGGUUUUCAGGGAUCCUAUGAACUUUUAUGAGGAUAUUUCUUCAUUUUGAGGAAAUACCUAACUUUGAGGCAUUCACUUUUGUAAACCGCAAAAGUGCCUUACAUUCACGUGUACUUCAUGAGUAUUUAAAUUAUUGCCCAGUGCCAAUACUGUAUACUGUAUAUAUGUGUGUGGUAUCUGUUGAAAUGAUUCUUGCAAUUCAGAAAGUUGGAAAAUAGAAAUAUAAAUGAAUUUAUGGCAGCCCAUUGAUUGGGGAAACUUUAUUACAGCACCACCAGUUAGGCGAGACAUUUUCAUCCCUUCCCUCAUAUAUACUCUCUCAGGAUUAAUCUUCCACUCUUCAUUCUUUCCUCUUAUCUCUCCAAAUCUGUGUGAUAGAUAAGUAAGAAGGAUGUGUAUUUUGACUGAAAGGAAAAACUUCUGUUUUCUUCUUUUUCACUUCAAGCCUCAGUGAUUACAUUGUCUGAGCUACCUCAACCAUUAAUUUGAAAGGCUACACCAUCAACUCAUGUUCAAGAAGUAGCACAUCCCAGGUAGAGACUAGGCAAUUAUUUGACACUUGGGAUGAACAUAUUGAAAGCAUUUAGAAAUCAUUCACAGAAGAAAUUAGCCCUAAUGGUUCUUCAUAACAACUGAUUCCUCCAAGAAAUGUGACACACAGGAUAUUUUUCUGUUCCAUCGCAAGACUAUUAAGAGAUGGAAAAUUUUACAAUUCUCUAUUUCAUAAACAGUGAGAUUACAUAUAUACUAAGCUGUGAAAGACUGAAAUUAUAAAAAUAACUGUCCUCAUUAAAGCAACCCUCAUUCCAUUUGAGUCUAUAUUAUACCCCAAAAAAUAUAAGUGAAAAAAGUUAUUGAAAGUGUUUUGAAUGUGCAGGUUAUUCUGUUUGUAAAACAUUUUAUAUUUAUAUCAAUAGGGUUUUGUUGUGUAAUACUGAUAUAAUAUUUAAAAGUUUUGUGUAUUUCUGAGAUAAGAAAAUGUAAAUUAAUAUUAAAAUAUUUUAAUGAGUU
Messenger RNA from Herpailurus yagouaroundi (jaguarundi), 3372 nucleotides. It is a transcript of the gene L2HGDH, whose product is annotated as L-2-hydroxyglutarate dehydrogenase. Gene Ontology annotation, molecular function: (S)-2-hydroxyglutarate dehydrogenase activity. Bases 102 to 1493 code for a protein of 463 amino acids. Lineage: Eukaryota; Metazoa; Chordata; Mammalia; Carnivora; Felidae. The record is from RefSeq and is a predicted model, not a curated record. The transcript is spliced from 10 exons.